GUUUUUUGAUUUGGCAUAAAAUUAAUAAGAAAAUCAAGUCGGCCGUGUUCGAAAAUUUUGUGGAAACUUGGUAGUCCUUGACAAAAACUACAUCAGUGAUUGAUUGACAGCGAAUCUUUCGAAAGAUGGCGCAAUUCGGAGGAAUCGACUCGGAGUGUGUUUGCCGACGACAGUGAAUGAAGAGUUGCCAUAGUGAAGGGUGUCGUGUGUUAUUCGCCUAAUUAGGUUUUUGUCAAUCAAAUGUCAUUGUAGUGAUGUGAUCAAAGUGGGCUCUGAUGCGGUCCGUAACGCGAAGUAGUCGUCGAGUGAAGUGUAACCACAGUAACCGCUAGCAACAGCCACCGAAGCAGCGAUGAAGUCCCAACAGAACGUGCCGGAUGCGAUACCGGCGGUUGUGGCGCAGAUGAUCCUGGGGAGCAUCGAUGCGAACAACCACUCGCAGAACGUGGAUUAUAGCAGUCCGGUGCUGAAACCGGUGGUGGCACGAAUUUAUCCGGUUUUUAUUCUGCUGUAUUUUAUUCCGGCCGCGCUGGGAAUCGCCUCGAACGUGCUGGUCGUGAUGUACAUCAGCAAGUACAAAUUGUAUCGGGAGGCGACGCAGGCCUUCAUGGUCAAUCUGGCCGUGUGCCACAUAGUGCAGUGCGCGUUUGUGCUUCCGAUCACGCUGAUGGUGAUGCUGAUCCAGAACUGGAUCUUCGGGCAGUUCCUGUGCUUCUUCCUGCCGCUGCUACAGGACAUCCCGCUGCACGUCGCCAUGAUUUCCCAUCUGUUGAUAGCGUGGGACCGGAAGCGCUGGCUGACGGACCCGCUCAAGGCCCGGCUGCCGGCGUUUGUGUGCAGCUGCGCCUCCUGGCUGGCGGGGAUGGUGAUUGCGCUGCCGUAUCCGAUCUACACCACAUAUCUGGAUCUGGGGUCCCAAAAACCUCCUGUGGCACCUAUGGAAAGCUCGUAG
Molecule: messenger RNA, 952 nt
Organism: Armigeres subalbatus
Lineage: Eukaryota; Metazoa; Arthropoda; Insecta; Diptera; Culicidae
Product: neuropeptide Y receptor type 2-like
Exons: 4
Coding region: 353-952 (199 amino acids)
Biological process (GO): neuropeptide signaling pathway
Cellular component (GO): plasma membrane
Molecular function (GO): neuropeptide receptor activity
Source: RefSeq, a predicted model, not a curated record